UCUGGGUCUAUCCUUUGUUCGUUUAACAGUUGUAAGGUUGUCUCGUCUUUGAGGUUUUCUCUGAUAAACAAAACACAAAGCAAAGAAACAGAGUCUUUCUUUCUUUCAUUGUCUUCUUCUUUGCGCAUAGGAAUAUUCGAUAAAGUUAAUCUUGAAAGAAGUUAGGUUUGAGAGGAAGAACUAAAACCAUUCGUCACAGAAGAUAGAGAGACUCAUGAACAUCAUGUCUUACCAGAAUCAGGCAGAGGGUUUUGUUAAACGCUAUCUGUUAGCAGAUCCAUUGCUUCCUUAUACUUCUGUUCUUACUGGAAUCUUUCUCUGCAAAAUGGUCUAUGAUCUUACGGAUUCAUUCAGCUUUAUUCAUAUCAAAUCAUACUCAGCUGUCACAAAAAUGAAGAGAAUUGAAUGGAACAACAGGGGAAUUUCUACAGUCCAUGCGAUAUUUAUCUCAUUGAUGUCACUCUACUUUGUGUUCUUCUCUGAUUUUUUUUCUAACCAAACAACUCUUCAAGGCCUUAUGGUGUUUCGUAGCUCACCUCUUUCUAACUUUGGUUUAGGAGUAUCAGUUGGUUACUUUGUUGCUGAUCUUGGAAUGAUCAUUUGGCUUUACCCUUCUUUAGGGGGAUUUGAAUAUAUUUUCCAUCACAGCUUAUCUGGUGUAGCAGUAGCGUAUUCUCUCUUCUCUGGAGAGGCUCAGCUUUACACAUACAUGGUUUUGAUCUCUGAAUUGACUACACCGUCUAUCAAUCUUAGAUGGUACCUUGACACUGCUGGUUUGAAGCGGUCUAAAGCUUAUCUUAUUAAUGGAGUUGCUAUUUUCUUGGCUUGGUUGACAGCAAGAAUACUUCUGUUCAUCUACUUGUUUUACCAUGUCUACAUGCACUAUGAUCAGGUGGUAGAGAUGAAUACAUUCGGUUAUCUACUGGUUUUCGUUGUACCAACUGCGUUGAGUGUAAUGAACUUGAUGUGGUUUGGUAAGAUAGUGAAGGGAUUGAAGAAAACACUUGAGAAAAGACAGUGAAGCAAGAUCCUUUUGUUGAAUGUAAAUAUAAAGCUCUUAUGAAGAAAAUGUUUUAAAGCUUCGAUCGAAAGCAAGAAAGUUUUUACUUUUAGCUUAAACAUUAAUUAUGUCUAAAAAGAUCUCAAAUUUACUUCAGAAAACAGAAUCUUAUUAUUACCACAGUUGUCACUCUCUCUGUCUCUUUAUUUGUAUUAGCUCAUGUAAUCCCAUGCAAACAAAACUUCUGGUAUAGCUUACACAUGGCCG
Eruca vesicaria subsp. sativa (arugula) is the source of this 1267-nucleotide messenger RNA. The record is from the annotation of a GenBank genome assembly. Lineage: Eukaryota; Viridiplantae; Streptophyta; Magnoliopsida; Brassicales; Brassicaceae.